This is a messenger RNA of Darwinula stevensoni, 3489 nucleotides long. Lineage: Eukaryota; Metazoa; Arthropoda; Ostracoda; Podocopida; Darwinulidae. The record is from the annotation of a GenBank genome assembly.
CCUGGUCUCGCUGAGCGGGACUCGUGAGGACGAGAGUGUGACCCAAUCAUGGUCAUCAAGGACGCCGGAAGUGCGCAAGAAAAUGUGAAGAAAUCCAUCAGUGACUUGGAACUGGUGAUCGUGCCCGAAGACGGCGAGGAGAGCCAAACGAGUCGUACUUGGAGGCACAGCGAUGAAGCCAUCUUUGCUCCCUACGACGAGCGCAACUGGUCUCUUUUUCAACUGAGGGACAUUUUUCAUAACAAAGCCGGGUUGGAGACCUUGUACGAAAAGUAUCAGAUCCGGCUUCAGCAUUCCUAUUUUAUCGUCUAUCUCCUCACCCAGGCCUUUCUCAGUGCGCUCACGAUCACGAUCGAAUGCAUCGGACUCCCCGCGAAGGAGGUGAUGGAGAACGUGAUCACCCACGGACUCGUGAUGACUGCCUGUCUUUCCCUGCUCGUAGUCAUCUACGACGAAAAGCUUUUCCUCGGAACUCUUUCGUCUGGAUCCGUAAACGACGACCGCGACUCGUCGCGUUCUUCCUGGGUGCCUAAAGCCAGCGCUGCUUUAGUCUUCGUCCCCCUCCUCGCCAUGCAAAUUGUGAUGGCCGUGAAACACGCGAACGGCAGAGAGUUUAUGACUCACUGGAAUUGGAGUUUCUACAUAGUUCUGGUGUGCUACAUAUUUUUCCCUCUGAAGACGUCUGUGAUAGUCGAUGUCCUCAUGAUGGUGGGAGCGAAUGCCCUGGGUUUAUAUUUCUGCUUCAUGACCGAGAUCGUAUUUCGACAAUCCUUCCUGGACAAGAGGGCCUCCAUCGAAGCCAAAUGCAAGAGGGAAUACGAGGAGGAGACAGAAGAGCAUCUGUUCUCGAGCAUCAUACCGAAGACGAUGGUGAAGGAACUGCGGGAGAGUCUGAGAGAGGCAGUGCAGGCCAAGGACAAGGACAAGGAAAAGGGCCGGGACGUCCUCCCCAGCAUUCCCCGGAAGCCCUUCGCGAACCUAUUCGCGCGGUUCCAUCAGAACGUGAGCAUCCUCUACGCGGAUAUAGUGAAUUUCACCCCCCUCACAGUCUCGAUGAACGAAGAAGAUCUCGUUAGACUUCUCAACGAUCUCUUCGGGAAAUUCGAUGAGGCCGUGAAGGAGCACAAUUGUCUUCGGAUCAAGCUCCUUGGAGAUUGCUACUAUUGCGUGUCGGGGAUCCCCGAAAGCACGGAGAAGCACGCAUGGAACUGCGUGAAUGUUGGCUUGAAGAUGAUAGCCAUCAUCAGAGAAGUCCGGGAGCAGUGGGGAGUAAAGAACCUUGAUAUGAGGAUUGGAAUCCAUAGUGGGAGCGUUUACAGCUGCAUCCUCGGCAUCUCUAAGUGGCAAUUCGAUAUCUGGUCCACAGAUGCUAAAAUUGCCAACCAUAUGGAACAGGCUGGACAACCAGGGUGUGUCCACAUCAGUAAAGCCACUCACAAGGCUUUAGGAAAGGACCAUGGGUUCUACUUCGAAACAGGGAGAAAAGACAGUUACUUGGAGGAGAAGGGAGUCACGACGUUCUUUAUUCCUCUGUCUCAGAACAAAUUCAUUCCAAGAGAAGAAAGAACUUCCAUCCAAAGUGGAACGAUGAACCGUCUGCUUUCCCUGCCGAACUCGCAGUGGCUGAAGCCGGAGGAGAUUCAGCCUUUCUUCAUAGCGUUCCGGGACCUGAAGCUGGAGUGCAAUUUCAUCAAACAGCCGGAUAUGCUCAUCAAGUACCCCAUCAUGGCUGCCUCCAUUCUCAUCAUCAUUCUCGGCAUUAUCGAACUCCUCUCCGAAGCUGAGAUUGAAGACAUCAUAACAUGGGUAGCGACCAUCCUAGUCAUGCUAACCAUGACUUUCUGGGCUUGGAUCGGCUCCAUCCAUGCAAAAUGGUUGAAAUGGAAGAAAGCCGAGGAACACGAAGAGUCACCGAUGUGGAAGAAGAUCAAGAAGGUACCCCAACGUCUCAUCGUGUCUGCAUGGAUUAGAAUCCUGCUGUUCGUCGUUUCUGCGUUGGGGGCCAUAUUAGCUGCCACCAUCUCCAUCAUCGUUCGAUGCGAAAGGACGAGUGUCGAGAAAUGUUCUUCCCUAAGGGUUCGCAACCGAUUUUGUCUCCAUCCGUCCUUCCUUGUCAACAUUCCAUUCACGUUCCAUUUCCGUUUCCAGUACCUAACUCAGGAGUUCGCGCUGGUGCUGAGCACGAUCUUCGUCUUUUACCGCAUUCAUUUCCUAUUGAAGCUGGGAGCCAUGGUGGUAACAUUGAGCGCUUACGGGAUCCUAGUACAGAAAUUUUUCUCCGAGGUUUCGCCUGGGUGGGACAUGAAUCCAGUUCCCCAGGGGAAAUCACCUCUUUUUCCUCAUAUCCACUAUCUUCUAGUCAUCCUCCUUAUCCUCCACGUCAUUGACCGUCAAAGCGAAUACCUAUUCAAACUGGACUAUAAAUGGAAGAGGAGCCUUCAAGAGGAGCAAGAAGAAGCAAACUUGACUCGGAAAGUGAAUCGAUCCCUCAUUUUCAACAUCUUACCAGCUCAUUUGGCGGAUAGAUACCUGAACCCGCGGUAUGGGAACGAACUGUACCACGAGAGGUAUCGGUCGGCUGCAGUCAUGUUCGCCACGAUCCUGGAUUUCUCGUCGGAAGGAGACACGGACUUUCCGGCGAGACAAGGGGAACCGUGGGCUGAAGAUGUGCCACAAGAUGACGUGAAGAAUGCACUCACUCUCCUCAACGACAUCAUCAGCGAGUUCGACCGGCUCCUGUUUUCUUACAAGAGGGUGCAGAAGAUCAAGUUGAUUGGGACGACUUACAUGGCUGCCGUGGGCUUGGAACCUGGGGAAAACGGAUCAUGGGAUGAUGACGACGAUGUCACGGAUCUCGCGGCAGCUCAUAAUAGCUCCACCAUGGUUGCCUUCGCCAUCGGCCUCAUCGACCUCCUCACGAAAUGCAAUCGAGGCAGCAACCAAGAAUUCAGCCUCAGAAUAGGGAUCGCGUGUGGUCCUCUGAUAGCGGGUGUGGUGGGUGCGGAGAAGCCCCUGUAUGACAUCUGGGGGGAUACAGUAAACAUGGCUUCCAGACUGGAAUCUACUGGAAAACGAUGGGAGGUCCACAUCUCGGAAGAAGUGAACAGUUUCCUUCGGCGCUUAAACGUCCACUCCCUCUACCGGGGUUUGACCGAGAUCAAGGGGAAGACCCAGCUCAUCCCCACGUAUUUCGUGGACAUUAAGAGGUUCAGAAAUAAGGGACAGCACGUGAUCGGUCUCACCAAUCCAGAUGUUCCAGAUUCAUUCCACCAUCAAGGCCCGAAGCGUAACUCGGAAUCGAGAACGAGCGAUUGGGGAACGAUUUACAAGAAAAGCUUGGAUUCGAGAAACCUCUGCCUGCGUGGUUCGCGUGCCAGCAUGGGAGAGCAUCUUCAGUGGAGGAUAGAUUCGCCGCUGGAGGACCUUUACGAGACCCUCGUUCUAGAUUACGAUAUCUUGCCACACGAACCCCCUUCGAACUCGGAAUGA